This is a messenger RNA of Coniophora puteana RWD-64-598 SS2, 1794 nucleotides long. RefSeq lists its product as uncharacterized. The transcript has 9 exons. Gene Ontology annotation, biological process: regulation of DNA-templated transcription. The record is from RefSeq and is a predicted model, not a curated record. Gene Ontology annotation, molecular function: zinc ion binding; DNA-binding transcription factor activity, RNA polymerase II-specific. NCBI's taxonomy places the organism in Eukaryota, Fungi, Basidiomycota, Agaricomycetes, Boletales, Coniophoraceae. The coding region runs from base 1 to 1794 and encodes 597 amino acids.
AUGCCUAGAGAGGACACGCAAACACCACCAGCACGCGCCAAGAAGGCCCUGCCCGCCUGCGACUCAUGCAAGCACCGACGCGUACGGUGUGACCCGGUGCCUCCUCCCGCGUCAUGUUCUCGUUGUAUCACAAAGGGAAUACGACCAAGAGUGCGGACGGGGAAACGGAUAGAGGAGGCCAAAGAGAUGCAUGGCACGUCUCAAAGCGUUGCAAGUCCAUCUCCAGUUGUCCGCGCCGAGGAUGCCAUGGUCGACCUCGAGAUUACCGGCGAUUUGGUUUCCCAUCUCCUUCUUCGACGCGUACAAGUCUACACGCACACCCCUAGGGCGCAGUUCUUCCCCUGCUUUAGUAUGAUGGCCGCAUUUGAAUCGGUCGGUCGUCGUCUUACUACCCUCCCCCCUCGAUCGCAAACACUCGCCCUUGCCAUUGCCGCUACGGCUGCGCGCAUAUCCUCACACCCAGUGUUGCUCGGUUCCGGUCCCAUGCCACCGGCUUUGUCAUCUUUCUUCUUCAAUCCGAUGUCGAUAGCGGAAGACUCGACGUACGACUUUGGCAAGCGACGUGAAAACGCUUGCGAGAAGCUGCGUCAGCUGGCACUCGAGCAAGCCUGGAAGUCAAACGUUUUAGAGGCGGACGGACAGGAAGCGCUCGAGACUUGCUACCUACUUUAUGCGCUUGAGAACAGGGAUCCCACUCGAAGUAAGACUACGAAUAUAUGGGCGACAGCCUUCGUUUCAGUUCUCCGUUUGGCCGUAGGAUCACGACAGAUACACACGUUCGAUCCCGAGACAGGCACAUAUAAGCUACCCUAUUGCCCCUCGGCGCCUCCUGUUCGUCAAGUCAGCCUGGACCAGCUCGAUCCCCCAAUACAUCAACUAUCUCUCCAAGCGUCACGCGUUGAGGACAUGAACGUUACUGUCAAAGCCAAUUCUAGUCCCGAUACCUCGAGCAAGUCUCCUCUGCCGCUUGAAGUCAUUCAACAAGAGCUUUUCUGGUACGAAGAUUAUCCUGGACCUUCAGGAAUGGCCAUCAGAUGGGCAAUCAAUAUUAUGCAAGAGGCACUUGCAAGCGCUGCUUAUGGCAAAAUUUGUCCAUAUACUCUGCAAGACGAGGUUAUGUUGGCCGGACCGCCACCUCCGACGCCUCAAGAGAUUCUCACAGAAGAAGAGGCUCUAGAAGACUUCCAAUGGUGGGAUACCCAGAAUUUUUGGGCUGUCGUGAGGCCUUAUACGUAUCAGAUCACCCAGAUGGCGCUGAACAGCUUCGAUUGGAGCUCCCGUCAACGCUCCGGCCGGCCCUUCUCCAUGACCAGGCUCAGGGAGCACAUGUCCGCGCUCAAGCCUCUCCACGCCAUCCUCUCCCUCGCGUACACCCGAUUUACAGUAGCAUUCGGCUCCGAAGCAACAGCCAUGCGCAUCAACGCGCAUCAGCCAGAAGCCAUCGAUAGACACACUGCCAGCAGGGUGGCAAACCGGCGGGAGUUUUCUGACCGCCAGAACGCGUGUCUUGUCUUGGGCGCGAUGACGCAUGCCAUGGCGCAUGUGAACAUCCCUAUCUGGACGGACGUCGAGAUACGACUGCGGUCAUGGUCGGGUAAGGGCGAUGUGAGCGACGCGGCGAAGUGGGAGUUGGAGCAGGUUAUGGUGGGGCUGAGGCGGGCGCUGCUGCCGUAUGCGUGUCGGACGCUUGGCGAGGACUGGCAGGGCGCAGGGGGGAGGACGAGCAUCUCAUGGCUUACUCUACGCUGUAAGUUAUCUUCGCAACCCCGCGACUCGAUGCUGACUGGGCUCUAG